GCAUUGGUGGUCAAGCUCAACCAGGAGGCCUCCAUCGUCCCUGAUGAGUCCGCCCAGUCUGUGCCUGCGUUCAAGCCCAUCGCCCUCGCCGACCUCGUCGAGGGCCAGGUGCUGCAGUUGGAGGUGGUGAUGAGAAACCAGUUGCCGCUGCGGGAGCUGAAGGUGAG
This is a messenger RNA of Prorocentrum cordatum, 167 nucleotides long. The record is from the annotation of a GenBank genome assembly. NCBI's taxonomy places the organism in Eukaryota, Dinophyceae, Prorocentrales, Prorocentraceae.